CGAAUGUUGAGCACAACGAGCGGUUGCCAAGUCAAUUUUACUAAUAAUACCACCUGCAGGACAUCAAUUCACAUAAUCUAAGUUCGGCAACAUAAAACCGCUAUUUAAGAAGCUGGUAUUACUUGAACCAACAUAUAAUUCGCGAAGAAAGAGAUUAAGUCGUCGAAGAAAGGUUUAAACAUAUAUGAACAUGCAACUGAUGAUUUUGCUACUGCUGUGGCGCUGUUUGCUUUGCUUCGGCGAAUCCACCAUUACGCACGCCACCAAUGUCAGCAAACGCCAAUUGCAGUAUGGUGGCAACUAUCCACCGCCGAGUUACCAAGCGCAUGGCAAUCAGCAAGCCAACUACUUACUGCAAACACCACCAUUGCUCUAUGACCCCGGCUACAAUGCACAGCAUCUACACGAAAUCGGCGCUGAGACUGACCACACAACGGACGCGGCAGAGCUGAGCACACCGAAUGCAACGCAACCACUACAACAACGAACACCAACAAAUCAUGGUUUGGGCGCACAAUUCGAAGCACCCCAAACAUUUUCGCAAAUUUACUUACCACACGGGUACGCAACAGGCGCACAGCUUACCUUGAGUCGUACAGCGCCGCAUACCUUCCCUGGCGAAACGACAGUUGCAUUGGCCGCGCGCAACAGCGGUCGCUCAUACAGCACCAGUUCCACCUACUUUGUGCCAAUGAGCUUGCUUUACCAUCCAAAUGUGGAUUCACAACUACAACCGAGCAUCUAUGCUCAGCGUCUUGCACAGCAACCGCAACAAAUGCAGGCAUAUAAUCCACUAUCGCCGCCGCCGCCGCUGCCACCAGCGCUCUAUCAGCAAUAUGCGUUACAAGCAGCGCUGCCACCAACACAACCCACAGCAACGCCGUCAAUUGCAGCACAGUCAACACAACUGUCACAACAGCAGCAACAACCAGCGCAGCAACAGACAAUUUCACAACAACAAACAUCGCUUGAACCACACGCCUUACCGCCGUUGCCACGUUUACCGCACUUGCUGCCGCCGUCAACCCCACCUUCCUCCUCACCGCUACCGCUCAAUUUCCAGGCGCCUUUUCAUCCCUCACAAUUUCUCGGCUAUAUGCAUGAACGCGAUGCGCGUAAUAGCGUCGCGUCUUCCACAGGGAGCACUGAUGCACGCACGUCGCACCACACAAAAGCCUAUACGGGUUAUCCACAACCACAAGUUGAGAAGCCGAUUUAUGAGCAUAUGGCGAGCAGCGCAAAGCAGCAAAAUUAUCCAGCCGCCGUGGCGCGCUAUGGCCGCUACAUUUAUAUGGCACCGAAUAGUGGCUACGCACUCUUCAAAGCGACGUAAAGCGCAAAAGGAUGCAGAGCAGAGAAAUAUCAGGUGGAAGAAGGAGGUGAAGAUAGUGAAAGUAUUUACGCGAGUGGAAAAUUAGUUGUGAGCGGUGACGGUAGCCAAGCGUCACAAAAUAGGCGAUGUCCGGAUCCAGUAUAGUCCUAUAGUCCUUUAUAAAUCUAACAUAUAGUUUUAAAAGCAAUUAACAGCUUACAACCACAUGAUAUUUACAGUUAUUGAUGCACAAGGAAUUAAUAAAAUAAGAAAAUAUUUUUUUUUAAUUAGUGCUACGAACUUUACUGUAUCACAAGGAGGUCUAAUGACCCAAAUGAACAUCAGCUACACCAUCCCUCCCCUUAAAAAAA
Bactrocera oleae (olive fruit fly) is the source of this 1683-nucleotide messenger RNA. Its product is annotated as YLP motif-containing protein 1. The record is from RefSeq and is a predicted model, not a curated record. NCBI's taxonomy places the organism in Eukaryota, Metazoa, Arthropoda, Insecta, Diptera, Tephritidae.